Messenger RNA from Tigriopus californicus, 1587 nucleotides. RefSeq names its product ras-related GTP-binding protein C-like (gene RagC-D). The transcript has 7 exons. The record is from RefSeq and is a predicted model, not a curated record. Gene Ontology annotation, cellular component: nucleus; Gtr1-Gtr2 GTPase complex; lysosome. The coding region runs from base 205 to 1368 and encodes 387 amino acids. NCBI's taxonomy places the organism in Eukaryota, Metazoa, Arthropoda, Copepoda, Harpacticoida, Harpacticidae. Gene Ontology annotation, molecular function: GTP binding; GTPase activity. Gene Ontology annotation, biological process: cellular response to amino acid stimulus; positive regulation of TOR signaling; regulation of autophagy.
CUGGUCACCUAGAUGAGUUGUCAAACUCCCAUCCUUCCAUGAAUCCGAUCAAUCCGAUCAAUCCCAUCGAUCCCAUCUCCGACUUAUUCCCAAGUUCUCGUUUUCUGGGAUAGAUUGAUUGGUCAAUUGCUUCACUCGUGUCAAUCGUGCCCAUCCAAUCGUCGUGGAGUGCAUUUCCACUGGAUCGGGCAUAUAAGGUUCAUCAUGUCGUACGCCCCUGGGACAUCGGUGGGGGGAGGUCCUGGUACGAGUGUCGGCCAUAGCCAAGGCGUGGGAGGUGGAGCUUCAGAGUACAACUAUGGCACCACACCCUCUCAAUAUGAUUCCGACUCUAGACCCGACAAAGACAGCAAAUAUCCCAAGAUCCUCCUCAUGGGAUUGAGAAGGAGUGGGAAGUCGUCGAUUCAGAAAGUGGUGUUCCACAAGAUGUCGCCUAAUGAGACGUUGUUCUUGGAGAGCACCAGUCUGAUUGUCAAAGAGGACAUAGCCAACUCAUCGUUCUUUCAGUUCUCGAUUUGGGAUUUCCCCGGUCAAAUCGACUUCUUUGACUCGACUUUUGAAUCCGAAAAGAUCUUUGAUAACUGUGGGGCCAUCAUUUUUGUCAUCGACGCUCAAGAUGACUAUAGUGAAGCCAUGGCAACGUUGAGUGAGACCAUUACUCGAGCACAUAAUGUGAGUCGAGACAUUAAAUUCGAGGUGUUCAUACACAAAGUGGAUGGACUGUCUGACGACAUCAAGAUCGAAACUCAACGCGACAUUCACCAAAGAUCCUCGGAUGACCUAAUGGAAAGUGGUCUCGAGGAUCGGGUCCAGUUGUCUUUUUACCUCACCUCAAUUUACGAUCACUCUAUCUUCGAGGCCUUUUCCAAGGUCAUCCAGAAGCUUAUUCCUCAAUUGCCAGCCUUGGAGGAUUUGCUCAAUCUCUUCGUUUCGCGAACUCGAAUCGAAAAAGCCUUUCUGUUUGAUGUGGGCUCGAAAAUCUACAUCGCCACUGACUCUUCGCCCGUGGAUAUGCAGAGCUAUGAGCUUUGUUGUAACAUGAUCGAUGUGGUCAUCGAUGUCUCUUGCAUUUACGGACUUUCGGAUGAGAACGAUGAAUCGGCGUUUGAUCACAAGAGUUCAAGCGUGAUCAAAUUGAACAACUCGACCACUUUGUACUUGAAAGAAAUCAGCCGCGUUCUUGCCAUGGUCUGCAUAUUCAGGAGCGAAAAUUAUGCUCUUCCAGGAAUCAUCGACUACAAUUUCGGAGUGAUCCGUGACGGGAUCGAAAAAGUGUUUGGUGUCAGGGAUCAGUUGAUUGGCGAGGCUGAACUCGGAAAGAGCCAACUUUCGACCUCAUUUAUGCACCCGGAGAGUGUGGAGAAAUAGGUUCAAGAGUUGUUGAAGUUGAAUAGACACGGCGAUCGAUUUACGUAUAUAUUUUUGACCUCUACAAUGAAAGUGGAAGAUGAAUAUUUAUCCCGAUAGGAAUCCCCCUUAUAUCUACGUAUCUUUGCCGAGUGCCUCUCAUGCCAACAACGAGAUAUACUACAAUUAUUAUUAUUACUCUUAGCCAACAACAAUACAAUCGAUUCAUGUGAACAAUGA